Chionomys nivalis (European snow vole) is the source of this 1936-nucleotide messenger RNA. It is a transcript of the gene Rundc3a, whose product is annotated as RUN domain containing 3A. Gene Ontology annotation, cellular component: cytosol. The coding region runs from base 235 to 1452 and encodes 405 amino acids. Lineage: Eukaryota; Metazoa; Chordata; Mammalia; Rodentia; Cricetidae. The record is from RefSeq and is a predicted model, not a curated record. The transcript is spliced from 11 exons.
CGAGCCCCGGCUCAGCACCUCGGAGAGCUCCCUCCCCGGCCUUGUUUUGCUCCGGAAUCGCUGCCGGGGGAGGGAGCGAAGGGGCCGGGCACUAGGAGUCGAGGCCGAGGGAUGGCAGUGAAGAGGCCGAAGGGCCCCGGGGGGCAGAGGGCCCAGCCGUGAUCCUGCGAGGGGCCCGGGGCUCCGGGUGGGGUGGGGGGCAGCGGGUGGCGGCAGCAGUGGCCUCACAUCUGAAUGGAAGCGAGCUUUGUCCAGACCACCAUGGCUCUGGGGCUGCCCUCCAAGAAAGCAUCUUCCCGCAACGUGAUCGUGGAGCGCAGGAACCUGAUCACCGUGUGCAGGUUCUCUGUGAAAACCUUGCUGGAGAAGUACACAGCAGAACCCAUUGAUGAUUCAUCUGAGGAGUUUGUUAAUUUCGCAGCCAUUUUGGAGCAGAUCCUCAGUCACCGGUUUAAAGCUUGUGCCCCAGCAGGUCCAGUGAGCUGGUUUAGCUCAGAUGGGCAACGGGGCUUCUGGGACUACAUCCGACUGGCCUGCAGCAAGGUGCCCAACAACUGUGUGAGCAGCAUUGAGAACAUGGAGAACAUCAGCACAGCUCGAGCCAAGGGCCGGGCAUGGAUCCGGGUGGCUCUGAUGGAGAAGCGUAUGUCAGAAUACAUCACCACAGCUCUUCGGGACAACCGAACCACCAGACGGUUCUAUGACUCCGGAGCCAUCAUGCUGCGGGAAGAAGCCACUGUCCUUACGGGGAUGCUGAUUGGGCUCAGCGCCAUCGACUUCAGCUUCUGUCUAAAGGGCGAAGUUCUGGACGGGAAGACACCGGUGGUCAUUGAUUACACGCCCUACUUAAAGUUCACCCAGAGCUACGACUACCUGACGGAUGAGGAGGAGCGACACAGUGCGGAGAGCAGCACCAGUGAGGACAACUCGCCUGAGCACCCCUACCUGCCGUUGGUCACCGACGAGGACAGUUGGUACAGCAAGUGGCACAAGAUGGAACAGAAGUUUCGCAUUGUCUAUGCACAGAAGGGAUACCUGGAGGAGCUGGUGCGUCUGCGCGAGUCGCAGCUGAAGGACCUGGAGGCGGAGAACCGGCGGCUGCAGCUGCAGCUGGAGGAAGCCGCAGCUCAGAAUCAGCGUGAGAAGCGGGAACUGGAAGGCGUGAUCCUGGAGCUGCAGGAGCAGCUGACAGGUCUGAUCCCCGGUGACCAUGCCCCCCUGGCCCAGGGUUCCAAGGAGUUCACUACACCUCUGGUCAACCAGUGGCCCUCCCUGAGCACACUCAAUAGGCCUGAGGGUGCCAGCAACUCCAAGCUCUAUCGGAGACACAGCUUCAUGAGCACCGAGCCGCUGUCUGCAGAGGCCAGCCUGAGCUCAGACUCCCAGCGUAUGGGAGAGGGCAAGCGGGAUGAGGAACCCUGGGGCCCCAUCGGAAGCUCAGAACCAAAUUAGUGACUCCCUCCGAGUGAAGGCCCAGGACUUCAACGCAUGCAUUUUGUGUUGACCUCACCCCUGGCUCCACCUUGGUUUCUCCCUUCCUAGCUUUCCCCAUGCCUGGACUUCCUUUUUUCUUCUUUUUUUAAAUAUAUAGAUAUAUAACUACACUGUAUCAGAUAACUGGACUUUGAGACAUGGCAGGCUUUGGACAUGUAACCCACCACACUGUGUUUGUGACUGUGUGUGUGUCUCCCCAAUCAGACUGUGAGCUCCGUGAGGGCAGGGAUCACGUCUUGUCCAUUCUCUGUAUUCCCAGAGUGUGAAACAGAGCAAAUGCUCACUGUGUGCUUAAUAAAUGGACAAAGAGGCUGAACCUCAGGGGUAGACAGAGACAUCACUGAUGAUUACAACACAGUGUCCCUCGCCCGUGCAAGGCAUGCUUGAUCAGGGUUUAAUUAAAAGUGGCAGAAGAGGCCAAGAGUCUCCUGGGGUGACCCGA